Molecule: messenger RNA, 1707 nt
Organism: Metarhizium acridum CQMa 102
Lineage: Eukaryota; Fungi; Ascomycota; Sordariomycetes; Hypocreales; Clavicipitaceae
Source: RefSeq, a predicted model, not a curated record
AUGUCUUCUUUAGGCAAGAAACAAGUGAUGAAAAUAAUGGUCGCAAGCUGUGGUGGUGAUAUUGAUGAAGCCGACUUGGUAAACAUGUCCAGGUCUGUUGUCUUGUUCUGUCCCAGAAAUAGCUACUACCAGGGCACUCGGUGGAAACGAGAGCUCUUGCACGUGCCUCGUUUGGGGGGCCGGAACAAGGAGCCGGUGCCUCCAGGUGUCUGUCCCGGAGACGGGCUGUGCAAGCUGAAGAUUCCUCGGCCUGGCCAUGAUAAAUCUGCACAUGGACAACUUAUUUUCCAGCUUCGCUUCACUCACCUGCUGCGUACUCGGAAGCUCGAAAAACCGCACACUCAUCAAUUUGAGGUGUCGGCUGCAGUCCGCCCGCACAUGGCCCAUCAACGCUUCUCUGCUACGCGGCUCUGCUAUCUGAACAUCAUUCUAGUCAUUGCUUCGCGGUGUCUGUUGGUGCUUUCAGAGCCCAUCGUCCAAAAGUCGGCCUCGUCGAUCCUUGGCGAUCCAAACCGCCCCGUGCCGGAUUAUGUCAAGCGCUAUGCGCCGCUUGUCUGGUUACACUCGGAGGACCCGUUCCGGCCCGCAGACCUUCUCCAACAUAUCCGUCACACAACGCCCACGGCUAAUCAAAAGCCCAUCUCUGACCUGCCGGAUCUCGACCUGGACAAUCUCGCUCUGCUGAAUAACGUGAGUAGCGGACAGGUGGCCCUGACAUCCAAUGACGAUGUCACAGCUUUGCCUGACUGGCUCUUCGGCCAACUCCCCGAUGAGUCGGGUAGGAUCGUGAACGCUACCCCCUGUGUUGUGAUUCUUGUUGAACAGAGCCCCCGAGACGUGGAUGCUUUCUUUUUCUAUUUCUACUCGUACGACCGAGGCGCGAAUAUUACACAGGUAUUGGAGCCGCUUAACCGCUUAAUAAAGGACACUGAGCACGGCAUGCAUUUUGGAGAUCAUGUCGGGGACUGUCAUUCCAAAAGGGAGCAUAACAUGGUCCGCUUCCGCGAUGGAAAGCCCAACGGCAUCUACUACAGUCAACACUCGGGCGGCGCUGCGUAUGCUUGGGAUCAUGCAGACCUUUCCAUGAAGGACGGGCGGCGCAUACGGCUCACACGCAAACUAUGCAUCAUCCGGGUUGGUGGCACUCCCUCUCCGCGGCCCAAGGCUAUUACCCAUCUCUCUGUAUUGGUGGAUUACUGCGAUGCCGGCCAGCUCUGGGACCCGACCCUCUCGGCAUAUUUCUACCAUCUCGAACCUAGCAAUUUCACUUUAACGCGCCUGUUUCCUUCUGCGCCCGCUCUCCCCGCCACGCCUGAUCUCACCUCGUUCUUCUACUUCACCGGCAUUUGGGGCGAUGCCCAAUAUCCAGAUGACCAUCCUCUCCAAAAGACGGUUCCUUACUUUGGCCUAAAGCGGUUUGUAUCGGGGCCACAGGGCCCGAUUGUGAAGCACCUUGUGCGCAAGGGACUAUUUCCCGACCAACGCGAGAGGAAGCCGUGGCUACAGUGGGCUGUUGGCAUCUUUAUGUCUUGGUACCCUUGCUGUCUACGCGGGUGGAGGAAAUGGGUAUCUGGUACAGCGGUUAUAGGAUUUGUGGUGUUGUUGGCAUUGGGGGUCAGGCACGCGGUCAAGAGUCAUAGAAAGAAAGGUUACAAAAGGAUAGAGUCGGACAUACCCUUGGAAGACUUGAGUGAUAGUCAAAGAUGA